Molecule: messenger RNA, 2934 nt
Organism: Spirometra erinaceieuropaei
Lineage: Eukaryota; Metazoa; Platyhelminthes; Cestoda; Diphyllobothriidea; Diphyllobothriidae
Source: the annotation of a GenBank genome assembly
AUGUCUGCCUCAUCGUUUGUCUGGCUUUCUGUAGCCCUGUAUUGGGCCCUCAUCCUGUCUGGUCGGGCCCUGGCACCGAGACGCUCUGGUUGGUGUUCGACCAGUCACAGCACUCCAAAACAGCCAAUCAGCUUCAAGGCGGAAGCAGCUUGUCCUCGUCUGAGACGGUUGGACGACUGCCCCGGCGUUAGCUGCACGUGCACGCUUUCCAUCCGGCUGCCAACAUGCCCCAGCUUUUUUCAUUCUGUAGGGGGUGGAGUACUCUCUCCUAGAACAUGACUUCAUUUUACUUACUCGGGACCUGGUUUGAAGGUCGUAGUGUUUAGAGCGCGCAUAUUCCAGCCUUCAUUGCCGAGGGUUCGCUCUCGACCGAAUAGUCUGGCUUGCAUGCUACUCGACUGUACCGUUGGACGAGAGUUACGAGUCCCGUAACGCAAAUCUUUGUAUAGUGUUCGGUCAUAUUGAAUUCUUAAGCGAAGACACGUCCCAAAUAACCAUCUGGACUAAUUCUCCCGGAAUGCCUCUCUUGAUGCUAUGAUCGGUAUAAGAGAACUGCAAGACAGCCCCGACGAACAAACUUAUUUAGUAGGGCUCAACGGUCGCCAUGUUGUAGUGCCAUGAAUGGACUUCGCGAUAUUUUGCAAGACAGUUGGCGUGCACGUCACAGUCCUGUAGAACCUCGGGUGCAUGACAACCACAACAGAUAAAAAAGUGUAUCAUUUUACAGGCGGGAAAGUGUGUUUCCAUCGAAAAGGCAAGAUGGGCUACGCCGAACAGUCGGAACUUUUUAGGGUGACAAGAUACCAUACUAGAAGCGUAGGUACUCACUAAAAGCCCAGAAACGCGUUUUUCGCCGAUAUUCUGCCGCUGCAUGGCACAGUUGCGAGGGGUUCGGCUCUUCGGUAAGUAUAUACUGAUAUACUCCACGUUUAAGGUUAAUUUCUGGGGGAAUUAAAAGGCAACAACAGUCUGUAUUCGUUAGUUAAGAGAUAAUUGCUGGCCGCACUCUUUUUUUUCAUCGAAACCCAAAUCGGCUCUCUGGGCAUCCAGAACUGGCAUAGACUGUGACUCACCAGAGGGCGGUUGAAUGGGACGCCAUGAUGGGGGUGCGAAUGGUUUUAUGCUCUUUCUUCAGUCGACAGUCGGCGUCUCCAUCCUAACCUGAGGUGUACCGGCCAGAGAUUCUAUGGUUUGCGGGCAGCAUUCGCCAUGACACAAUACUGCUAUUGCCCGUGGCUUUUCGAUGGAUGACCAGUUGUUGCAGAUCAUUGACUGCCAAUAGAGGCGAAGAGACGAGUCCCAUGAAGCGGUUUUAAAGGAGGAGACUCGAUCGCUGCGACAAGAGCUUUAUUAGCCUGACGUUUCGGAUUUCUGCUCGAACCCAUCAUCAGAAACAAAAGCAAAUAAGGGUAGUUCAUACACAAGGCUCUGUAGUCGCCAUGCUGCCACAUACCUAUGAAUGUUUGCGGCUCACCCCCUUCGUCAGGGAUCGUUGCGCGUGGUGUGUGACUGUUUGAUAGCCGGAAUUCGCGUCGUUAAUUGCUGCAAUCUCAUCACGUGCGUUGGGUGUCGGUGUGAUGAUUGCUCGACCAUCUGACGCACCGAUCCUAAUGUUGGGAAAAGUGUUCACCUGUGCGCUUCCCGCGUGGCCAAUUACUCCGCCUAGACAAAGUCUCAGAACCGAAUAUGGAAAGGGAAGGUCAUUGCACUUGUUGAUGGACUGGGGGCCGGAGAACCAUGAUUUAAGUAGCUCCCGGCUCACGCGGUGAUCACCUCUAGCGGGAAUUGCGGCCUCAUCGAAUUCGAACGUGUGGCCGGAUCUCGUCGAAGGUGCCGCAACUUUAGAGCUGGCGUCGUUUCUCCGCACCGCUGCAGCGUACUCGGCCAUUCGCGUUCGGAGCUGCCUUUCAGUUUCUCCGACGUAGGUAUGCGGUGGCAUUGCGACUGCAUCCUUUAAAUACUGCAGCCCCUUGUGCAUGCACCACCCUUAUCUGCUUUUGUCUCUGAUGAUGGGCUCGAGCAGGAAUCCGAAACGUCAGGCUAAUAAAGCUCUUGUCCCAGCGAUCGUGUCUCUCCUUCUUCAGGGUCAUUGACUGUUUAUUCGGCAGGUGAGUAGAUUUGCCUGUUCAACUAUUUGCCCUCUCCGGAGGCCGUACCCGCUACUCCAUGUCCAGUCUCGAAGAGUUUGCGCAAAAAUAAAAAAAAUUCUAAGGGGGAAUGAGAUGUCGAAGUAGGCUCGGCGUGGAACGGAUUUAAUCACUUACUCUCCUCCUGCACUCAGGACAUGGUCCCGAUCGAGAUAAUCCCAAUGAGAGGUCAAUCCAGACUAAAGAUCCCCAGGCUUUAGGGCUUACUCAUUUCGUAGUUGUGAUUCUGAUUUUAUCGCCCUCCUUCACCCAGUUGGUCUCAUUUUAAUAACAAUCUGUUUACAGGUACCUCAGACCACUUAUACUGCGAGAUCCGAACAAGCACGAAGAAAUUACUGAUGUCUACACAGAAAUUGCUCUUGCACUGCAUCACGCCAGUGUCGCCAGUGACAAGAAGGACGUUCAUCACCACUUGCGCAGGCUUCGACCCCAGCUGAAGAAGGUCUUCUACUACCAGCACGCAGUUGGGUCGCACCUGUUUGCUCUCCCAAACUCUCAAAUCUCACUGCAUCAUCUGGACCUGCUGUCCGGAGAGGUGACUCACGGCUCCACCGGCUCCAGUCCCGGAUGCGCUGACAGUAUCGCAACUGAGCAACAGGGCGGAGCGAAAACUGACGGCGGUUCUCCUCGGUCGGAAAGCAGUAGUCAUGAGGGACCCGUCUCGUACCACACAGCCAAUGGCGGAGAUGAGGGCGCACCCCAUUCAGAGGCUCCGUCAUUUGUCUCUGCCAGACCGCGUCGAUGCCUUAAUUGCGCCAGGGCCUGCGGUACCUCGGUAAGCACUUGA